AUGAGCGAAUACGGCGACGACUAUUCCGACUAUGGGGAGGAAUGGUUCUACGUUGAGGAGGAGUUUAUGGCGGCCGACGAUUUGGCAGAGCACGCUGUAGCUUCACCACCGCCUACCACAUAUGCGGAUGAAGAUGCUGCCGAAGACUGGGAUAGGUUCGACUAUUUCAAUGACCUCGAGUAUGCGUCAGACGGAUACGAUGACGCCAUCUUUCAGGUGCACGAUGCCAAAGGCGCGAAGACGGGAGAGAAGAGAAAGCGGCAUAUAAAGCCUAGCCAUAGCAAGAAGAGGCAGCGAGUACUAGGGGACACAGAGGCAGCAGCGCUGGGCAUGUCACCUAUCGUCUGGCGCUCGCAGGCCAAUCGAGGUCUACAAUCCAAGCUGCUCGAUGAAAAUGCGCAGACAUACACAGUGCUUCAAGAUUGGAGGAAGACACUCAAGGACACACCACAGUGGGCCCGGGGUCCACCAUCUCAAUCACCGAAUGUGCAGGCUGCAAGAGAACAGAAACACGUAGCAGAAGUUGCUGGUAGCGCAGAGCCCGUUUCCCCUCCCUCUGAGCUGGACGCAGAAGACGAAGGUGCACAUGAAGACGAGAUGGACAUCGAUCCAGGGGCAUUGAUGGCUGCACUACAGAGUCGACUCGCUGAAGCCGGUGGGCCGUUGAACGGCAUGGACCCAAAACAAUUGCUAGACUUCGCCAUGAGAAUGGCUACAGGCAAAGAUGCUGGAGAUGAUAUAGCAGGUGAGAUGGCAGAAGCUAUGUUCGAUCAAGGCGAGGAAGGCGACGAGGAAAAUCCUGAGGCCGAAGCAAACCUACUCUCUUGGGUAGCGCAGCAGCGCAACGGUACCGAGCCUCCCGCAAGUGCACCUAAUUCGACAACCACCGCCAACGACACCAAACGACCCCUAACUCCACCAAAAGAGAAAGCCGGUACAUGUGCAUCAAGCAGAACCGUCAAGGCCAGUCAGACGGAGACAAAGAGUCGCCCACAAGCCAAAACCUCUCUUAAACGGAAGGCAGGUGAUGAUGCCGAGAACGAGGCGUCUACAAAACAUACAAAGAAACGAGCCACAAGGACAUUUGAUGCGCCAACUGCAGUAUCUCAGGCAAGGAUAGCAUCGUCAAAGACAGCAAGAGGUGCACGGAAGAAGUGA
This is a messenger RNA of Macroventuria anomochaeta, 1158 nucleotides long. RefSeq lists its product as uncharacterized. The coding region runs from base 1 to 1158 and encodes 385 amino acids. NCBI's taxonomy places the organism in Eukaryota, Fungi, Ascomycota, Dothideomycetes, Pleosporales, Didymellaceae. The transcript has a single exon. The record is from RefSeq and is a predicted model, not a curated record.